CCACAGAAAUUAUUGAUGCUUAUAACAAAAAGGGCGGGGCUUUUCAAAAGAAGGAAACCAUCCAAAAAAAGGCCAUCCGUCGCCAAAUUGGGUUGUUACUUUUCCCAACCCAAAUUUUUGGCGGUCUGGUUCUCCACGAGGGAAACAUCGCUCAAAUGAAUACGGGAGAAGGCAAAACUUUAACUGCUCUUCUGCCUAUCUGCCUUAAUGCUUUGACCGGAAAAUCGGUUUUUGUGGUGACCGUUAACGAGUAUUUAGCUCAACGAGAUUGA
Scutellospora calospora is the source of this 272-nucleotide messenger RNA. The record is from the annotation of a GenBank genome assembly. NCBI's taxonomy places the organism in Eukaryota, Fungi, Glomeromycota, Glomeromycetes, Diversisporales, Gigasporaceae.